CUGUCCUCCUUCAACGUAAGCUCCUGACAGCACAAAUGGCUGCCAUCAAGAAUGUUGAUAAGUUCUGGAUUUUGUAAAUAAUUUCCGAUCGAAGUUAAUUCUAAGUGCUUCACAACAUAGUUUUUUGUGUACAUAGUUAUUUGUGUGGUUUUCAAUCGGAAAAUGUUUAUCCAGGAGCCUGUACAGGCUGCCAUAUGGCAUUGUUUGAAUCACUACGAUUAUGCAGAUGCUAUUUUCCUUGCAGAAAGGCUCAGGGCUGAAGUUGAUUCGGAUGAAACGCUUUUCCUCCUCGCAACUUGUUACUAUCGUUCUGGGAAGCCAAGUCAAGCUUAUACAAUACUCCAGUCAAAAGGAAGCAAAUCUGCGCAAUGCAAAUUCCUCCUUGCGAAAUGUUGCCUAGAUCUGCACAAAUUUUCAGAGGCCGAAUCCAUUCUUACCGGAGGUGAUGUAAUUAAAUCACGGAACCUUGAAGAGGUAACCAAUGAGUUCGGAGAACAUGCUGCGUUUGCAUUGCAACUAAUCGCCAAGAUCUGCUAUCAAACAGAGAGGUCUGUGCGGGCAGCAGAAGCCUGCCGACGGGCACUGAAAUUAAAUCCAUUUCUAUGGAGUGUCUUCGAGCUCCUGUGUGAUCGUGGAGAAAAGCCCGAUCCUAAUCGGAUCUUUCAGACUGGGUCCUUGGAAAGCUUCAGUAACUGUCACGGCACAUCCAAUCAAGCCAUUAACACCACCAACGUUCAAUUUACAAGCUGUCUCGAGCGGAACCUCAGUCAUGAUCCCCCUGUCAACAAUAAGUUUAGGACUCCCGUGCAAACACUUAACAUGAUAAGUAAUAACAAUCGGACCACUACAGGCCGAAUGUACACACCUGACGAAAAUCCUAUCCAGUCUCUGCCUAAAGUCUCAAAACUCAACAGACGCCUAAAUGUGCUCUCUGGCAAUGGUAAUUUUAGUCCUUUGACUCCCAGUUUUGGGAUAUUGCCUCUAGAGACUCCACCAAGUCCUUGUGAAUCAACCAAUCAUCCGUCACCUCCCUACGUCAUAUCAUCUCUAUCAACAUUGACUGAAGCCAACGAUCAGAAAAAUAAUGUAAAAAUUUUGAUGAGUUCAUACACACCUUCGCCGAAACCGGUUUUCAGUCAGUCAGCCGGCAACCAUAGUCUGAUCCCUUCUACACCAGCUGUUGCACCUCCUUUACAGUCAACGCAGAAUGUUAGACGCAGCUCUAGACUUUUUAGCAAUAGUUACUCAGUUAAGGAAAAUAAUAAAAGUCCAAAUAGGAAUCAGUUUGUAACUCCAAAAUCACCAUUGCGCAAGUCCAAAGCUAAUAGAGUAUCAAAAACCAACAAAGCUCUGCAAUAUAAUGAAUUGAAUGAAAAAAAUAAUAGGGAACGAAGUUCAUUAAUUGAAUCUAUGACGACGGCAGAGACAAAUGCAAUCAUCAGCAACAAUGCGCAGAAUUUGGUCAUCUUACAAAAGCAGUCUGUCGAAGGACUGAUGCAACUAUUGAAACAACUGGGUGGAGCUUAUGUUCAUUUGGCACAAUAUAAUUGUCGAAAAGCCAUUGAGUGUUUGAAGACCCUACCAUCACAGCAUUUUAAUACAGGUUAUGUUCUGUCUUUAAUGGGCCGAGCAUACUUUGACUUACCUCAAUAUCAGAACUGCGUCAAGUAUUUCCAACGUGUGAGAGAGCUAGAACCUCAUCGAGAUAAUAUGAUGGAAAUUUAUAGUACUGCCCUGUGGCACCUACAACAAGAAGUCAAACUGUCAGCAUUAGCCCAAGAAUUAGUUGCAUUAGACAAAAACAGUGCAGCCACAUGGUGUGUCACUGGGAACUGUUUUAGCCUCCAAAAAGAACAUGACACGGCCAUCAAAUUUUUUCAAAGAGCGAUUCAGGUUGACCCGAAUUUUGCAUACGCUUAUACACUUUUAGGACAUGAAUAUGUAGCAACAGAGGAACUCGAUAAGGCCCUAAAUUGUUUCAGGAAUGCUGUCCGUUUAGACCCUAGGCAUUAUAAUGCAUGGUAUGGAAUAGGUGCUAUAUUUUUCAAACAAGAAAAGUUUCAACUGAGUGAAAUCCAUUACAAAAGAGCCCUACAAUGUAAUCCUAACAGCUCUGUCCUCAUGUGCCACAUUGGUCUGGUACAAAAUGCCCUAAAGAAAACUGAAAAGGCUAUUAGAACGUUCACGAAUGCUAUCCAAAUGAACCCAGGGAAUCCACAACCCAAGUUUCAACGUGCAAAUAUAUAUUUUGUCACCGGCAGACAUGCUGAGGCAUUGAAAGAAUUAGAAGAGCUUAAGGAGCUUGUCCCCAAAGAAUCUCUAGUCUACUAUGUAACUGGCAAGGUUCAUAAGAAGUUAGGUAAUACAGAUUUAGCAUUAAUGCAUUUUAGUUGGGCUACUGACCUUGAUCCAAAAGGUGUCAACAAUCAAAUCAAAGAGGCAAUUGACCCUGCAAUGAACCGAAGUAGUGCUGAUGAUGCUGCAGGCGAUGAGUUUGCUAAUGAAGUGAAUUCAGCACCGGCAGAAGAAUCGUCAUCGCAAGAAGAUAUCAGUAGAGACUUCCCACUAUUGCAACAAAUGCCAGACAGUGAUGAAAGUCUAUAAUCCUCCGUUCGCUCUGCUUGAUUUGUUUCCAAAAAUUCCUCAUACUAGUGAAAUAAUCUAAUAAGGUUUCAUUUUUAUCUGUUUUAUUAUUCCCUACUAAAUCUAAGAGUGCAAGUAGCUAAAUCGUUUAUUGUACAUAACUGUAAGUUGUAUUGUUUAAUUGGUGAAUACGGAGUAGAAAUAACAAUCAAUGAUCGUGGACCUCAAUAAGCAUGUCAUUUAAAAAAAGGAUGUAUGAGUCAGUUCUUGCUAAUUUUUGGCACUAUGUACAUAUAUCAGGUGUGAUUGCUCUUGCAGAUACUGGACUUACUAAUCCCUGUCCACCACACCGAUAGCGUAUGUAUUAUAUUGCUGAUAUGUUGCUUAUUUUUCCUUCGUUUUUUAUUAGUUUAAUACGUUUGUAGAGAGAAAGGAUGAUUUUUAUCGUUUGUUUUAUAAAAUCGUGGUUUGUACAUUGAUUUCAUUCUUUCCCCUUUUCUCUUAUUUUCCUGUCUUCUUUUUAAUAAUUUAUUAGAAAAAUUAUCAUUGUUUACCUUUAUCUGGCAAGAAUGUUAUGUAAAUACAUCAGUCUGAACAAUUCUCUCGCUUCUUUUUUAAAAAAAUGGAAGUUCCAGGAAGACACGUUAAUUUAUGUUUUUCAUCCAAAAUCUCAAAAAUCCAAAAUUACUCAAGUAAACCCUGCAAUUUUUUUAGACUGAACAGAAUGCUUUCUUUAUGUACUGUAGCACUUUCUCAUUUUCAAUAACAUUGGAUACAUAAUUUUCAUUUUCAAUAAAUUGAACACAGGUGACAGCUAUAUUUUUUCUAUUUUGUGUUUUUAACAUUGUUCCGGGUAUCCUCUCUUCACGCGGUAACUUUUCAAUCCAUCAGUUGAACACUAUGCAAGAUCUUUUCUGAAAAAAUUAGGUUAUCAAGUGUCCAAAAAUUAUUUACACCUGACAUUCUACGCUGUAUCCAUAAAUUUACAAUUUUAACGUUACAUUGUUACCAUCGUGAAAUUGGUAUUUUUUUAAUGCAGAGGAAAAACUUCUUGUAGGCCUCUACUGGGAUAAUUUCAUCAAACUAGUUCCCUCAAACUUUGGCACAGUCAAGAAUAACUUACUUCCGAGUUAUGCAGAUUCAGGCAAAAUAUGUACUACUUACUUUUAAAAACUGAAGUUGUUUUCUGUUCUUUUUUUUCGUUACAGUCCUCAUGAAAAUGGCCAGUUUUAAGCCGUACGCUUUUUAUUGAAAGUUUUAACAAGCCAUUGAUAUGAAAACGACUUAUUUUGUGAUAUAAGAAGGUCCGAAUCAAAUAACGAUAGCAUGAUCUUAGUCUUUUCAUUCAUCUCUUUUUUUUCUAAUUUUAAAUUCUGCGUGAGUUACAUCCCUGUCAAAGCUAUAGAUCUCUGGUUCAUUCAGCAUUUAAUAUCAAGUGACAAAUCUUCCUCUCAAAAAUCUGUUCGGAUAAUUACUACAUUUUUAGUAAAACUUUUAGCCUAUUGAACCAAUUCUCUGCCUUCAAACACCUCACGACUCAUCAAGCAUUGAAUAUAGCUCCUAAAUUUCUGUACAUGUAAGUUCUCAUCUCCACAGAUUGAAGUUUUGUAAUAAAUUUAUAGAAGUUGUAAA
This is a messenger RNA of Bemisia tabaci, 4215 nucleotides long. It is a transcript of the gene Cdc27, whose product is annotated as cell division cycle protein 27. Gene Ontology annotation, biological process: protein ubiquitination; cell division; metaphase/anaphase transition of mitotic cell cycle. NCBI's taxonomy places the organism in Eukaryota, Metazoa, Arthropoda, Insecta, Hemiptera, Aleyrodidae. Gene Ontology annotation, cellular component: cytoplasm; anaphase-promoting complex. Gene Ontology annotation, molecular function: protein binding. The record is from RefSeq and is a predicted model, not a curated record.